Hippocampus comes (tiger tail seahorse) is the source of this 4465-nucleotide messenger RNA. It is a transcript of the gene map4k5, whose product is annotated as mitogen-activated protein kinase kinase kinase kinase 5. NCBI's taxonomy places the organism in Eukaryota, Metazoa, Chordata, Actinopteri, Syngnathiformes, Syngnathidae. Gene Ontology annotation, cellular component: cytoplasm. The record is from RefSeq and is a predicted model, not a curated record. The transcript has 37 exons. Gene Ontology annotation, molecular function: MAP kinase kinase kinase kinase activity; ATP binding. Gene Ontology annotation, biological process: intracellular signal transduction; protein phosphorylation. The coding region runs from base 932 to 3775 and encodes 947 amino acids.
AACGGAUGGAGGGUUCCGUACGAGUGACGAUUCAAGUACAUUUUGAAUUGAACACCCCUCAAAAGGCAUUUUUACGUGGUGUUCCUGGAUGCAUCACCAGGUUUUGAACCAGCCCCUGCUGUUCACACUUUCUACCGUUGGAUGGCGGUAAAACAGGAUGUGAAACCCAGAAUACACGGUGCCUUUGGGGACCGUAGUAAUUAUAAUAAAAUAAUCACACAUAAUAACGCGAGAUAUAAUAUGCUUUCAGACGCUCCAACAUUCCAGUUUUACGUAUAAAACGUCAUACACACGUCCCGGUGAAACAUUCCCUGGAUUUUUUUUUUCCCGCCGGAUUUAUUUAUAAUGACAUGACAUAUUGUAACGUUACCAAGCGUGAGAUAACUACGAUAGAACGUUUUUUACGAGGUGUUCCUUAACGCAUCACCAGGAUCCAGAAAUUUACGGAGAUUAAGAGUAGCUGACUGUUGUUGUUUUUAAUAGCAUUGGUGUGUUGAACUAACACAUGGAAUCAUUAAUUUCUUCCAUGUUUUGAGGUCCCUAGCCAUUAUUGGGAGUACAACUCCCUUCUUCGAAGCUGUCAACGGAGCAAGGAGGAUGACAUGUCCCAAAGAAGUUGGUGGCGACGACUGCUGCUGAACGAGGUCGCUGCUUGCCCGAAGGAGAGCCACUGAGAGCCGCCUCAACUUUGCGAACGCCUCGACAGCAAAAAAAAAAAAGAAGACGACCGGUUGAAAGAUUUUCCUUUUCGCCGCAUUACUCGACGUCAAAAGUGCCAAAUGGACAUUUGAAAAAAAUGCACGGCCGAGUCGUCCACGCGAACGGCCAUGGAGCAGUCGGAAGGACCAACUGAAUAAACCAAGCACUCAUCGACUUGUUUGUCGGCUCCAGCAACUAGCCCGCACCGGCUUCUCUCAGCUUCAGAGCCACCAUGGACAUGUUUCCCCGGCCCAGCGGCGAAAUCCAGCGAAGAAACCCCCAGCACGACUUUGAGCUCAUCCAGCGGGUGGGAAGCGGCACCUAUGGGGAUGUCUACAAGGCCCGCAAUAUCCAAACCGGAGAGCUGACGGCGGUCAAGAUCAUCAAGCUGGAAGCAGGGGACGACUUUUCCAUCAUCCAGCAGGAAAUCUUCAUGGUGAAGGAAUGCAUGCACCACAACAUCGUGGCCUACUUUGGGAGCUACCUCUGUCGAGAGAAGCUGUGGAUAUGCAUGGAGUACUGCGGUGGCGGAUCCCUGCAGGACAUUUAUCAUGUGACGGGUCCUUUGUCGGAGAUGCAGAUUGCAUACAUGUGCCGGGAGACUUUACAGGGUUUGGGAUACUUGCACACCAAAGGCAAGAUGCACCGUGACAUUAAGGGCGCCAACAUACUUCUGACGAACGAUGGCGACGUCAAGUUGGCUGACUUUGGUGUCGCGGCAAAAAUAACAGCCACCAUCGCCAAGAGAAAGUCCUUCAUCGGGACGCCUUACUGGAUGGCUCCAGAGGUGGCCGCAGUGGAGAAGAACGGUGGCUACAACCAGCUGUGCGACAUCUGGGCAGUGGGCAUCACGUCCAUCGAGCUGGCUGAGUUGCAGCCCCCCAUGUUUGAUUUGCACCCAAUGAGGGCCUUGUUUCUUAUGUCAAAGAGCAGCUUCCAACCGCCCAAGCUAAAAGACAAAAACAAAUGGUCCGCCGCCUUCCACAACUUUGUCAAAGUGUCCCUGACCAAGAACCCCAAGAAGAGGCCCACAGCAGAAAAGCUCCUUUCGCAUGUGUAUGUGGCGCAGACGGGCUUGACUAGGCGGCUCGCCGUCGACCUCCUGGACAAGAUGAACAACCCCGACAACCACCAGCAUUAUGGUGAGGCGGAUGACGACGACCUUGAGCCCCUCUCUGUGGUCCGACACACCAUCCGCUCCACCAACAAGCACGCUCGGGCAGAGAGGACGCGCUCUGAGAUGGCCUCAAACAAUGGGACAGAGCAAGGAGGGCCGCAAUCCCCUCAAGAGAGCCAAGCAGUCGACAAGUUGCAGUUUGAGCCGCCGCUGCGGAAGGAAACGGAGGCCCAUUCAGAAAUGGAUGUGAGUAAAGAUAAUGACUUCCAGUCCCCCUGGAGCCCCUUUGCCGAGGGGGGAAUAACAGCCAGGAGUCUCCUCAAAAGCGUUGAGGACGAGUUGUUCCAACGGAGAACACAUGAAGUGCGCAUGAAGGAUGUAAUAGCUGUCCAUAAUGUUGUUGCACCGGUUUCGCGGAGGGUUGACGUCAUUGGACUACUUGGUAACAUUACCCUCCCCCACAACAAAAUGGGACACGUCGCUCACCUCCAGGACGCCUUCGAAGAAGUGGAACUAUCCACACUCAAGCCAGGCUAUCCUCCUCCUCGGCCCCCGAAGCCCCGCUUGCAAAUCCCCUAUGAGGACGCAGGUCUCGGCGACGAGCGCUUGCUGACGGUGCGACGCUUCCCCAACGCGGAAAACGGUCCGGGCCAGGCGGCGCGACGCCGGAGCACGCCGGAGCAUGGCAACAAGGCAGGGAGCUCGUCGCCGGACUACCUUUCUGUCAGCGUCAGCAGCCCUGGGCUCUUGUCUCACGCUUCGGACCAGGACGACGACUCGGACGGAAGCGUGAAUGGCGACAGUCCCAAGGCGACACCCAACCGGGCACAUCGGAAGCUGAAGAAGGAUUUUCCCAAACCGGCUAUCAACGGCUUGCCGCCCACACCGAAAGUGCUGAUGGGAGCUUGUUUCUCAAAAGUGUUCGAUGGGUGUCCUCUGAAGAUCAACUGUGCCACGUCUUGGAUCCAUCCGGACACCAAAGACCAGUACCUGAUCUUUGGGACAGAGGAUGGUAUCUAUACGCUCAAUUUGAACGAGCUGCAUGAGGCCACGAUGGAGCAGCUGUUCCCCAGGAAGUGCACGUGGCUGUACGUUAUCAACAACAACCUGAUGUCUUUAUCGGAAGGGAAAAACUUCCAGCUGUAUUCCCACAACCUCAUUGGGCUCUUUGAGCAACUGAAGAAACCCGGCUUGGCCGCCCAGCUCCAGACGCACCGCUUCCCGGACAAGAUUCUGCCAAGGAGGUUCGCCUUGACGACCAAGAUCCCCGACACAAAGGGUUGUCACAAGUGCUGCAUCGUGAGGAACCCAUACACAGGCCACAAAUAUCUAUGUGGAGCGCUGCAGUCCGGCAUUGUCCUCCUGCAGUGGUAUGAGCCCAUGCAGAGGUUUAUGCUCAUCAAGCACUUUGACUUCCCACUUCCCAGCCCGCUGAAAGUGUUCGAGAUGCUGGUGGUGCCCGAGCAGGAGUACCCGCUGCUGUGCGUGGCCAUCAGCCAGGGCGCCGAGCCCGGCCAGGUGGUGCGCUUCGAGACUAUUAACCUCAACUCCUGCUCUUCCUGGUUCACCGAGAUGGGAACCAAUAAUCAGCAGGUGGAUGCCAUCCAUGUUACCCAGCUGGAGAGAGACACCGUGUUGGUGUGUUUGGACCAAAAUUUGAAGAUUGUUAACCUUCAAGGCAAAUUGAAGUCCAACAAGAAGCUGGCAUCCGAGCUCAGUUUUGACUUUGGCAUCGGAUCUGUUGUUUGCCUGCAGGACAGCGUUCUGGCCUUCUGGAAGCACGGCAUGCAGGGCAAGAGCUUCAAGUCGAAUGAGGUAACGCAGGAGAUCUGCGACCCGAGCAGAGUUUUCCGCCUCCUCGGAUCUGACAGGGUGGUGGUUCUGGAGAGCCGACCCACGGACAACCCAACGGCGCUGAGCAACCUCUAUAUCCUGGCGGGUCACGAGAACAGUUACUGAUCCAUCGAGCGUUUUUUUUUUUUUUUUUGUUUGUUUUUUUUGGGUAAUCUUUUUUGGGGUGGGGGGGGGUCAUGGGAUGUUGUUUCCAUUGAGCUGACCGCAGCUCAGCUCGUCAGACUCACAAGGAGCCCGUGAGGAACGUGCAUCACAGCAAAAAGUUACAAAUAUGAACUUUUUUUUUUUUUUAAAUCAUCUACAUUUUACAUCCACUUAUUUGGAGGUCUUAUAAGUGCCAUUACAAGCUGGUGAGUAUCAUUUUGGGAGACUUUUAGCGCCCACAGGCUUGGAGCUUCUGCCAUCCAACUCGAGCAGAGCAACACAACCACCUGAGCCACAUGCGCUUUAUUUAAGCAAUAUUUAUUAGCAUUAUUAAUAUUAACCUCGGGUAUCUCGGACUACCUAAUAACCGGCAGCCUUCUGAGUAGCUUUUGGGUUCUACUUGCGUUGUAACAUAGUCAUAUCCAACCUUUUUAAAUCUUGAAUAUAAUGUACAAUUGUGUAAUCUUCCCUCUGCUUUUACUCUUUUGUAGACUUUUAACUUCUUAUUUGCACCGUGUAAGCACUUUUGUACAUUUUUCUUUUUUUUUUUUUUUAAUGUAAUUUAAAAUGACAACAUGAGGGACGACGCGCUUCUGUCAACAUCUUUGCAUUCCCUUUGCAAAAUGUUUUCACCUAUGCUGUUUUUUUUUU